Culex pipiens pallens (northern house mosquito) is the source of this 9989-nucleotide messenger RNA. RefSeq lists its product as uncharacterized. The coding region runs from base 1015 to 6570 and encodes 1851 amino acids. The transcript has 14 exons. Lineage: Eukaryota; Metazoa; Arthropoda; Insecta; Diptera; Culicidae. The record is from RefSeq and is a predicted model, not a curated record.
GAGCAAGAGCAAAAGGCAGGCCAAGAGCAGUUGGUGUGGAACAUCGUCUUCGGUCGUGUGUGCGCUUUUGUAACAAUAAUCGUCCGUUUCGACGUCCCGUCGUCGUCUUUUUUUGGCCAGAGGAUCAGAGAUUGUGUGUGUCACGGAAUAGUGGUCCGUUCCGGCCCGUUGGAACGAUCCCGCGGAACACGGUACGGCGGUGCGGUCGCGGCUCGCACUUCCGGCACUUGGGCAGUGUGCGGCUUCCGGUACGGGCGCGGAAAAGGGCCCGCGGAUUCGUGGCACGGAAAUCGCCGCGGCGAACCCCGGGGAAAAUUGUGUGUCUAAAAUGGACGCAACGUCGUAGUUGGAGCGAGCAGUGCAGCCGAGUUCCUUUCUUCGGCCCGAGUGUAUGUGUGUGCGUCCGUGUGUUUGUGUAGUGGUUCGUAGAAAAGAGAAGCGACGAAGGAGAGCGAGAGUGAGAAAGCCUGAUAAAGGAAAGAGAGCUGCCCCCGUAAACGAGGUGUCAAAGUUGGUGUGCGCGCGCUCUGAAUGAGUGCGAGUGAGCCAGAGCAUCAACGUGAAUGAGUGUGCGGUGUGUGGGAAUGUGAAACAAAACCUCUCGGUAGAAGGCAAAAAGGAGUGAACGAAAAAGGGAACAACAAGAAGUGAACCGAUUAAGAAGAAGGGAGUGAGGGAAGAAAGAGGGAGCAGGAAGAAGAAGCGAAAAGUCAGAGUGUGGAAAUAUAGCGAAUAAAAAAAAAGAGUGUACAAAGAGAAGAAAACGAAAGAAGCAAUGGCUAUAAAUUUGAUAGAUAAGAAAUCUUCCUAUUUUGUGUGAUUUUCAAACAAAAGUUUCGUUCAACUUGUUACGUCGCGCGGGGGAACCGGAAUUUGAUCCCGCGGAUAACGAGGGCGCCGGGGGCUGCCGGAAUUGAGCAAAGUUUGGCGUGCAAGUCUGUGGUGGACGGCGGCGGCAGCAGCAGCCGGAUCAUCGUCCAGGAUUAAGUUCCAGCUAGUGAAAACGAGAUUAUUAUGGAAAAGGCGAAAGCCUACAUCAAGAACGAAUUACGUGGGGGCUCCCUGGCGUCGCAUCCGGAGCCCCCGCCAGCCAAUCAGCAACAACAGCAACUCCAUAAGCACCAUCAGCAACAACAACAAUCCCAGCAACAACCGCCAGCUGCCAGUUCCGAUGACCCUUCCAAUAUCUGCUACGUGUGCGGGGCACGCGGUGCCCGGGACCAGUUCUACCUCCGCGUGCGGCCAAACCCGGAACGGCCCAGCGAUCCGUAUUUUCCGCUGCUCGAAACGCACCAACCUCCGGCCGGCGUGCCCCAGUGGACACCGGCCCAGGUAGGGGUGCGCUCGUGCAAUCUCUGCUUCACGACCUUCGCCAGCCAGUGGGACUACCACGAGCGCGAAGGCAAACCCAUCUCGCAGAGAUUGUACUGGCUCAAGCGAACCGACGGCAAAAGCUACAUCGGCGCGGAAAUGUCCACCCAGGGCGAGUACGCCACGCAAGUGCUUGGCCUUAACCCGGAACACGUGCCACCCGGCAAUGACCGUCGCUCGCUCACACCUCAGUCGCAACAUAUGAGUUCUUAUGGUAGAAUCGAAAGUCCCAACAGCUUGGCACGGCCACGAUCGCAAGAUCAUCCCGCGACGGGGGCACCCCCGCAACAUUAUCAAGUAGCUAGAAACGAUAGUCCAAUCCGGUCCAGUUCGCGGAACGAAUCUCCGCAGGGUAAAACCGAACCGUACCAUCCGACAAAACGGUACAUCGAAAACCACAUCAACAGCACCAGCCAGCCCGGCUCGCGGCCCUCCAGUCGGAACGAAAAAAGCGUCACCCCACGGCCAAUGUCCCGCGAGAACCCCUCGCCGGUGGCCGCCCCUCCCGCCACCACCGCAACCCCAAACACCACCGCUUCCGCAACGGCCUCCCCCGUCCUGGCGAGUCGCUUCGACGGCAUGAAAAUGUCCUCGUUCGCUCACCACAAGCUCAAAAUUGGCACGUACGCCAGCACGCUAGCUGCGGCAACGAACCCAACCCCGUCUUCCGGUGCAACGGGUGGUGCGAACCCGGCCGCCGACACCAAGUCCUCCUCGUCGACGUCGUCCUCGUCGCAUCGGCUGGAGGAGGCGGAGGGCGCGCUGGACCUGCGGAAUUCGUCGCUCGGGCCCGUCGGACCUGGCACCGGCACCGACAUCCUGGACCUCUCGAUGCCGGACAAAAACUCAAUGACCGAGGUGUGCUACGUGUGCGGGGACGAGCAGCGGCGCGGCAGCCUGGUGGAGAUUAGUACGGUGAAGCCGAAGGACAGCAAGGACCAGGAGAAGGCGUUCUUUCCGAUCUUUGACGAAACGCACGCGAGGCCCGCCCGUUCUCGACCAAAAGAUCCCAAAGGGAUGGUGCAAGCAUGCAAAGCAUGUUACCAGUACCUUAUCAACCAGUGGCAGACGUUUAACGUUCGAUACGUACCGGAGAGUCAACGCAAGUACCAGAUAAGGAAGCGCCAGCCGACGCAGGAGCGGGCGGCCACGUUCGUGUGCUACACGUGCGGCUUCGACACCCCGUCGUCGCAGCUGCGGCUCGUCUACUGCUGUCCAAACGCCGAACGGGAGCCGUACUUUCCCUUCAUCAAAACGAUGAAAGCACCGGCCAAUGCUAGUCCGAUAAGUCCACAAGGUAUGGUGCAAAUAUGUUCAACGUGCAAUAAGAAGAAUCAUCAUCUGUCGGAGGGUGGCACCGUAAGCAAUGUUGAAGAAAGGUAUCCGUCUCCUACGAAAAUGACGCCAAGUGUGAUAAACGAGGUUGUUCGAUUUAAGCCUUAUGAAUCUGCCUCUGCUCCUUCCGGACCGCUGCGGGACCAGAAGGACUUCCGAAGAGAUUCAAGACCAAAUACACCGCCUCACUCUCAAGGACCAGUUGAAAACGGUCAUGUUUUUUCAUGUUACAUUUGUAAGAAUAACUUCCCCGCCCAAUCGAUGGAGUGGCUGUCGACCAGUGCCGAGCACAUGAAUUCGCAUGCAAUGCAUUUCCCCUGCCUGAAAGGCAGCAACGACCAGGGCCCGGGCCGGGUGCUGGCGUGCAAGGUCUGCGUCAACAACCUGACCGUCCAGUGGGAGACGAUGGACGCGGACCGGGUGCCGCUCGAGCACCGCAAGUACAUCAUUCCGUCGCCGACGCCGAACGCGGUCUCGCCGAGCGGGGGCGGUGGCGGGGGUGGUGGUGUUGGGGGUGUCCCCGGGCAGCACCGGGCGCCGAUCGCACUGGCCACGCCCCCGACCACGCCGGCCGGCUCGAGCGUGGCCAGCACGUCGGUGUACUGCUUCGUCUGUGGCCUACACUCGGAACUGAGCUUCGCUAGAUUGUUAUACGCCAAUAAAGAGGGUUCUCGACCGUAUUUUCCCUUCCUGUCCAAACACAAGUCACCUCCCAACGCGGAACAGCUGCGCGAAGACAGCUCGGCGUUGGUCUGUACAUUUUGUUAUCACUCGCUGUUGAAUCAAUGGCGGAAAUACGACGCUCAAAACACGGUGCCCCCGGGCAGCCGGGAGUACAACUUCCACGACUACUGCUGCCACCUGUGCGGGAUCACGACCUACCGGAAGCGGGUGCGGGCGUUGCCCAUCCGGGAGUAUCCCUUCGUGGCGAACCGGAAAAGUGACGGACUGCUGCUGGAGAACGGCGACUACGCAGUGGUCUGUCUGGAUUGCUACGAAGGGUUGAGGCAACAAUCGGCCGAGUACGAUCGGUGGGGAGUGGCGAUCGAGAAGCGGGAGUACAACUGGGUCGCGCAGCCGCCGCCGCCGGAGGACAGUCCGGAAGUGUCAGUCGCCCGCCUGCCGAGCGGGGAACGGACCGAUAAAGUUAGUAAAAAUUCUCAAGUAGGCCUACGUCCAAUACCAAAUAAGAAGAACUGUUCUCCAAAGCAAGUCAGUAGCGAUAAGCAGCGCGAUUCACUUCCCACAAAGCUGGCCCAGAAACGUCCCGCGACCAGUCCGGCCCCGCCCGUCCCGUCGCCCCAGCUUCCCCCGAUGCACCACCAUCCGUCUUCCGUGUCGCCAAUCUCGAACCACCUGAACCAUCUGCCGCCGUCGUCCGGUGUCGCAUGUUCGACCAUCCCGCACAAUACUCCCGUGGGCGUGGUCCAGCCCUCGCCGAAUUCGGCCGCACAGAAUGCUUCCUCGGCGGCCAACAGUGGCGGCGGCAACAGUCGGGGCUCAUUUGCGGCCGCGCUGAGGAAUUUGGCCAAGCAGGCCGACGUUAAGGAUGAUGAACCUGGUGGUGGGGGAGGAGGCGGCGGUGGUGGUGGAGGAGGAGGUCCCGAUCGGUCCGGUUCCGACCGGCAGGUAGAUCGUCGCUCGCAGAUGGAAGACUCCCGGGGCAACGCCAUGUCGGAGAGUCGGGCGAGGAGUGCUGCCGAAGCGGUGCAGCAGCGCGUCAACAACGAGUCGAAGAAGCGCUCGUCGCCGCAACCGCCGGAGAAGAUUCAACGGCUCAAUCCGGGCUCGGCGGCGAGCGGAUCGAGCUCGUCGGGUGUGCUCAAUCCGGAGAUGUUGGCACGGAGUGGCUUCCAGCCGUACAGGCCCGACGAACGGCUGACGCAUCCGGCCGGACCGUUUCCGAUGGACGCGUACGGUGCCGCGUUCGGGUCGAUUCCCGGAAUGCCGCCAGGCAACCUCUUCAAUCCGGCCGCGCUGGCCUACCACGAUCCGGCCAUCUACCUGGAUCCGCGCUUCCAGAUGCUCCGGGCAGCGAAUCACCACGCGGCCGCCCACCCGCUCUACUCGUCGCUUCCGUAUCCGCCAAAUCUGUACGCGGGGAUGAUUCCCGGCAUGGGCAUGCAGGCGCAGAGCAUCCACGAGCACCUGAAGAUGCAGGAGGAGGAACGGCGGGCCCGGAUGCGGGAAGAGGAACGGGCCCGGGAGGCACGGGAAGCGAUGGAACGGGAGAAGGAGAUGCGGGAACAGAGGGAGAAGGAACAGCGGGAAAAGGAACAGCGCGAAAAGGAACAGCGGGAGAAGGAACAGAGGGAAAAGGAACAGCGGGAGAGGGAGAUGCGGGAGAAGGAGGAACGGGAACGGAGGGAACGGGAGAGAGAGCAGAGGGAGCGAGAGAGGGAGAGGAUGAUGGCGGCGAGUGCUCAGCAUAUGAUGCAUCACUCGCUUUCGAGGCCGUUCUUCCCGAUGGGAUUGGCGGCGGGUUUGCCGUCACCGUUGGGUUUGCAGAUGCGUGCGCAAGGACCGCUUGGAAUGCAGGGUCUGCCGUCGCCCCACCACGGGUUGCAUCCCUCGUUGAGUUUGGGAAUGGGGUUAGGAUUACCACAAGUGCCACAGCAGUCCCACGCGCCACCUCCGACGAGUCUUGGGGGUCAUCCGGCGGGGAUUCCAACGAGUUUGGCCGCGGCGUACAGCCACAGUCUGCCACCGUCCUCGUCGAUGAGUUCGGGCUAUCACAUGAGCAGCUUGAACUUGUCUCACCCGCAGAACCUCAGCCUCGCUGGCCACAUUCCGCCUCCGGCGCACGGUUCGCUGAAUUUGUCCGCCGCGUCGACGGUCAUUUCUUCGGCUUCCCAGCAGCAACAGCAGCAGCACCACAAUUCGGCCCCGCUCUCCCUCUCGACCAAAUCUCAUCCGAGCGUGGUCAGCAGCGCAAGUUCCGGUCUUCCGCCGCACCACUCGCACUCCCAUCCGUAUUACUCGUCCUCGGGCGGCAGUCCGCUCUCGUUGAGCAGCAAGGUCGGCAGUCGGACCGCGACCCCGCCAAUGACCGCACAAUCACCGUCAGUUCCUCACCAUCCGUCGGCAGCGGCCCCGGCCAUCGGCGGAUCACCACUGUCUGUAAAUAGUACAAACAUCGCUAGUAUUAACCACCAUCCGCACCACCACCGCCAGGGUUCGCCUCAAACGGCACCCCCACCCGGCGCUCUGGUGGCCGCACCCAAACCCCGAACCGCUGCCGGUUCUCCACCGCAGCAGCAGCAGCAACCCACUCCGAUCAACCCGCUAGAUAGCAGCAAAACAACUCCGGUGGCACCGCCCGAGGCCAAACCGACCACGACGCCACCGACCGAGGACCGAACCACACCCAAACCAGCGGCCGAUCUCCCCACGGAGAGCAACGGCGCACCACCGCAGCCCCCAACAGCGGAAGAACUCAAACGGGCAACGCCCCCGAACGGAACGGCAGCGGCCGCCACCGAAAACAACAAAGACGACAAACGAAACGAUUCCGCGGCCAAGGAGCAAGAAUCGUUGACGACGACACCGCCAACGGCGGCGACGUCCGACCUGGACAAAAAGUCGUCCCCACCACUCAACGGAGGAGGAGGCAGUCCGGUUCCGGCUGGAACGCCUCCGGCCGUUUCGCAGCCACCUUCUGCAGGUAAUAAUAACACAAUCAGUACUAGUACUAGCAACAAGACCGGCGGCGGCGCCGAUGGUCAGAAAGAUGGGGGUGAGGAGAAGAGCAGUAACGGUAACGGUUCGAACGGAAGUACCGAACCGGACAGCGGGAACAAGUCGAAACAGAGUCCCGCUGCGACCACAGCCGGUAGCAACGGCAUCGGCAAAGAUGGUCGAUGAUGAAAUUGAGUAUUUAUUUUCUCAAAUUUUGAAAAAAAAAAAAAGAACUUCCAAAGCGUUUUUGACAAGGCACACAAUCGAGAGCUAAUUUUUUGUGUUUUUUUUUCUUUGAAGAAAAAAGGUAGUUUUGUGGGCUACCUUUAGUUAGAGAGUGACUGUAUGAUUGAGCGCGUGUGUACCAUUCUUAAUUAUCGUGUAAAUAUAAACAGUGUAACAGUGAGCAAAAUAAAAUCUAGAAAAAAACACAGCAAUCAUUUACCCUCAAUGUUUUCCGUUCCGAGCAAUUCUCCCGUGAAUGAGCAAGUUUUCUGUAAUAAAAUUUUUGAACAUUCAUUUGGCUAAAAAAAAUAAACUUUAUUUUUCAGGCUUAGCAGCUGUCCAAACAAAAUGCUUUCAAUAUAUUUUCAGUUGAAACCGGUGUUUUGAAAACGGAUUUGAUCUAAUCGACUUGGUGUCUUCGGCAUUUUUUAAUCGUUGAGAAAAAUUUCAAAAAAAGGAUGAGAUACAAAAUAAUCAAUACCAGUUAAGAAUCAUAAAAUUAUCGAAAUUGUUUAAACAAUAAAAACAAAAUCUUUUAAUACUUAAAAAUACAAAUGAUAUAAAAAAUCUUAAAAUCUCUUAGGAAUAAUUUCCUUAAAAAAUUGAAAUCUAAUAAAAAAAACAAAAGUUCUUUAAAAAUUAAAAUUAUCAACUUUGUAGGGAUUUCUUCAAAAAACAAUAAUUUUCGCAUUAUAAAAUUGUACGAAUUUAAAUAAUAUUUUUUUAAUUCUUAAAUUGAAGUUAUGCAUUUUUUAACUCUUUAAUUAAAUUCAUAAAUAUUUAAAAUUAUUUAAUUUAUAAAAUUAUAAACUAUCAUCUUUUUUCUAGAACUUUCUGAAAUUGUUUGAUUUUUUGAUAAAUGCACAAAAAUGGCCCUUUUAAAAUUCUCUAGUUUUUUUAUAAAGGAAUUAAUAUUACCAUUUCAAAAAACAUUUUUUAAUUAUUUAUUUUUUAAAGAAAUUGUAACUUUUUAAUCUUGCCAGUACGCUUAAUAAAAUUUUUACUUUGUUUUUUUUUAUUUUUUUUUAGAUUGGGAUUUCUUAAUUUGCCAAAAUUUAUUAAAUCCUCUUAUUAUUGAAGUGCUCAAAACAUAAAAGAAUAAAAGCAUCAUUUCAAGAAAAUCUCUUAAUAUAAUUUAAAUAUUUCUUGCAAUUUAAAAUUUCUUAAAAUUCUUCAUAUUUAAAAUUUAAUAUAAAAAAUUGUCAAAAUCCAUAAAAUGAUUAAAUUGUAAAAAAAAAAAUCUUAAAUUUCUUUUUUAUCUGAUCUAAACUAAUCUAAUCUAACCCUAAAUUUCUUUUUUUUAUUCCAAAAAAAAUUUUUUUAAUAGUUUUUGAGAUAUUUUAAAUUUGUUUUUUUUUUAUGCGGAAAUAAAGAUUUUAUUUGAAUUUUAUUUUUCAAGGUUCAGAAAACUAUUUUUUUAAUUCGGUGUUAUAUUUUUAAACAUACUUUUAUUCGAAUGAUCAGAAAAUUACAUCAAUAUUUAUUUUUUUAAUUUUAUAUCUCAGUUGAAUUAUUCUUGAGCGUUUUUAAUUGUUGAAUUUUGAAAUGCUGUUUGAAUCAAUACUUUUUUUUUAAAUCCUCUAUUAAAUAAAUAAAAUACUUAAAAUUACCUUAAUUUUAAAUUUAAAAAAAUGUAUUUUUUAAUUCUUAGAAUUUUCGAAGUGUUUUCAAACAAUUUUUUUCAUCAUUUUAAAAUUCUUAAAAUUAAUCAAAAUAAAUUCAUUAAUUGUUCUUGAUAUAUAUUUUUUAAUUUUAAGAUUUUUAAAACUGCCUAAAUUUAAAAACUAAAAAAAACAUAAUUUGAAAAAACUUCAAUAUUUCUUGCAUUUUUUUACUUUCCUCAGAUUUUUUUUUAGAAAUUUCAAAAUAAUAAAAUGUAAAUUUGCGAAGUCCAUAAAUGAUUCAAUUGUUAAAAAUAGUUAAAUUUUCUUUUAUUCAAUUCCGAAAAUAUACAAUUUAAGUUUGUAAAAUUAUUAUUAUUUUCAAAUGCCAACAUUCUUGAAAAAAAUAUAAUUGCUUCUUUCUUAGGAUUCGUAAAUUUAUUUGUUUAUUUUAUUUCUUUUUAAAAUGCCUUAAAAAAAUAAACUAACUUUAUUCUUGAUCGCUUUUAAAAAAUUUAAGAUUUUUAAAAUUGCCUGAAUUGAUAAAAUCCUAAAAUUUUUCAAUUUUUCAAAAUUUUAAAGUUAAGCAUAAUUUAACAAAAAUCUGUUAAUUUCAUAAUUUUAAUAUUUUUAACAUUUUAAAAUGAUUAAAUCCUUUAAAAUUCUUUUAAAGAUUUCUGUUUUGAAAUAAAUUGGCGUCCGUUUUUUUUUUUUCAUUUUUCCCAUCAACAUACAAAUUUACCGAAGACUCAAAUUAAAUCAGCUGAACCAUUCUCAAAACGUCGUUUUCGGCGUUAUUAAUAGCAUUUUUUUAUGGAAAUGUAAAAAAAAAUGCUCUUUUUGGGAGGGUUACUUGCUCAUCUGUAUAUCGUGUUUACGUUCAACAAUCAUCUUACGGUUACUAGCCGGAGCAGCUUGGGUUAAGAUUAUCUAGUUUUAUUAACCGCCUUUGAAUUACGUUUAUUAUCGGUAGAGUACAUUGUAAUAUCUUAUCGUAAAGUUUAUGAUUAAUAUUAUUAUUAUUAUUGCUUAUAGUGUUAUCGAGCAAAAAAUCAUUUACAUUUAUAAAGAGAAGAAAAAACGACAAAGAAAACAGACAAAAAAUAAGUUUAAAUGCUACCAAUCAAAAGAAAAGUAAGUAAAAAAAAGGAAACAAAAAUCAACUGAACAAUAUGCUUAAACUUAGUAAUACAAAGCUACUAUAAAACAAAUAAAAUAAAUUAGCACGCAAGUUAGUGAAUAAAUGGCGCGAUAUAAUUUAUUGGAGAAGAAGAACAAAAUAAAAAAAACACACACAACUAAAAAUUUACCAGUUUUUGCCUGAAUUGGCAAGAAGAAAGCAAUCAAUUCUCUUAAGGCGUUUACGCUUCUUACCUUUUUCUUCUUCUUCUGUUUUUGUUCAAACGGUGGUGAAUGAAUGAGACUUUGAUGCAAACAAUAUGAUAGUUUAGUCGCUAAGUGAGACAACGUCUGCGCACAAACACACCUUUUUACAAUCUGCUUAAAAUCGUGAGAACCCUGGAAUGUACUGUGAGAUUGUGUCGAAAUAAAGCUUAUACAUAUAAAGUGCAUCAGAGAAACUAUUUGAUAGUUGGUAGUAUUUAGGAUGUAUGCAACAAAAAAACACACACACACAAGCAACAUUAUCUGGUAAUUAUUAUUAUUAUUAAUAUUAUCACUAGUUUUGGUAAAUGUGACGACGAGUUAUAAAUAUAGAGCGCAAGAACCUGUGUAUAAAAAGGAAGAAAGAAUGAAAUGCACCUUUAUAUGAAAACGAGA